Messenger RNA from Aspergillus puulaauensis, 1089 nucleotides. RefSeq names its product H(+)-transporting V0 sector ATPase subunit d (gene VMA6). Gene Ontology annotation, biological process: proton transmembrane transport; vacuolar transport; vacuolar acidification. The record is from RefSeq and is a predicted model, not a curated record. NCBI's taxonomy places the organism in Eukaryota, Fungi, Ascomycota, Eurotiomycetes, Eurotiales, Aspergillaceae. Gene Ontology annotation, molecular function: proton-transporting ATPase activity, rotational mechanism. The transcript is spliced from 4 exons. Bases 1 to 1089 code for a protein of 362 amino acids. Gene Ontology annotation, cellular component: fungal-type vacuole membrane; proton-transporting V-type ATPase, V0 domain; vacuolar proton-transporting V-type ATPase complex.
AUGGAGGGACUGUUCUUCAACGUUAACAGCGGCUACAUCGAGGGGAUUGUUCGCGGAUAUCGGAACAGCCUGCUCACCGGGCAACAUUAUUCGAACCUGACACAAUGCGAAACUAUCGAUGAUGUCAAACUACAGCUGGCGCCUGCAUAUGGCGACUUCCUCGGAGCUCUCCCCCCCAACCCCUCCACUUCUGCUCUUGCGGGCAAGAUGACCGACAAGCUCGUCGCCGAGUUCCGCUACCUCCUCGCGCAGGCCACGGGGUCUACAGCAAAAUUCCUAGAGUUCCUGACAUACGGAUACAUGAUCGACAACAUCGCUCUUCUCAUCACCGGAACCUUGCAUGAGCGUGAUACUCGGGAGCUUUUGGAGCGAUGCCACCCCCUUGGAUGGUUCGAGACCUUGCCUGUACUAUGCGUUGCAACGAACAUUGAAGAAUUGUAUAACUCGGUCUUGAUUGAAACGCCAUUGGCUGGCUUCUUCAAGGGCAGCCUGAGCCACCAGGAUCUGGACGAGCUAAACAUCGAAAUCGUACGCAACACGCUCUACAAGAAUUACCUUGAAGAAUUCUAUAAAUUCGUCACUACAAACCCAGACUUCAAGGGUACGCCAACGCAAGAGGUCAUGGCAGAGAUUCUGCAAUUCGAGGCAGAUCGACGUGCCAUCAACAUCACACUGAACUCAUUCGGCACAGAGCUUUCCAAGCCCGAGCGGAGAAAGUUGUACCCUGAGUUCGGUAAACUGUACCCCGAGGGCUCAUUGAUGCUCUCUCGGGCCGAUGAUAUUGAGGCCGUAUCGCUAGCCGUGAGUAUAUCUGCGGAUUACAAGGCGUUCUUUGAUGCCGUGGGCCUUACCCAAGGCGGAGGCGGCCUUGGUGGCAUGGGUGGCUCUGAUGGAAAGAGCUUGGAAGAUCUGUUCUACCAAAAAGAGAUGGAAUUGAGCAAGCUUGUUUUCACUAGACAGUUUACCCCUGCUAUAGUGUAUGCUUGGAUGCGGCUGAAGGAACAGGAAAUCCGAAACGUCACCUGGAUCUCGGAGUGCAUUGCUCAGAACCAGAAGGAGAGGAUUGGGAAUUUCAUCUCUGUCUUCUAA